GGCCGGCGCGCGCGCGGAAGCGGAUGCGGGAGCGCGAGCGCGGCGCGCGCGGGAGAUUCGGGAGCUGCGGCGCGUGCGGCUCCGGGCUCAAGGAUGGUGCAGAUCGUGGUCUCCAGCGCUGGGAGCGGCAGCACGGGGCGGUGGGUGCUGCUGGAGCUGCAGGGCGAGGUGGAGCCGCGGCAGAGCCGGGUGCUGGCCGGGAGCCUCCUGGGAGACCUGCACUACACCCGGGAGGGAGUCCCCGUCCUCAUCGUGGGGCACCACAUCCUCUACGGGAAGGUGGUGCAGCUGGACAAGCCCUUUGCUGUCCUGGUGAAGCAAGGAGCCACGGAACCUGGCCCCACGGGGCUCCCAACCCGCUACACCGUCACUGCCCUUAUCAAAACCAAGCUGCUCUUCAAAACCCGCCCCAAGCCCAUCAUCACCAACGUCCCCAGGAAGCUGUGAGGGGCUCUGCUGCUGGCCUGGAGCUCCAUGCUGCUGCCAGGCAGCCCCAAGGCUUGGGAAGAGCCCAGCUCCAGCCUCAUUUCUGUCCUGGAUGGAGGACUCAUGGGAUGACCUCUGGGCACUGGGUCCUGCCUCUGGGCAACCACAGCUCUUCCCAGGUCACUUUUUGGGCCCUGUAAUGACUGAUGCUGAGAGCUGCAGAGCUCUGGGGCACAAACCCAGGUCUUGUGAGGUCUGGGGCACCAACCCAAGUCCUGUCCCUCUCCUCAGACACUGCCCUUGCUCUGUGCAAGUCUUUAUUUGGACAAAUCCAUCAGGAUAUAAAAAACAGACUUAUUUUUUUCUUCCAAAAUAUGAAACAAACCAACCCCUGCAGGUUAAAAAAUAAAUAGAUCUUACAAACAAUUAGC
Colius striatus (speckled mousebird) is the source of this 857-nucleotide messenger RNA. RefSeq names its product chromosome transmission fidelity factor 8 (gene CHTF8). Gene Ontology annotation, biological process: mitotic sister chromatid cohesion. The transcript has 4 exons. Gene Ontology annotation, cellular component: Ctf18 RFC-like complex. NCBI's taxonomy places the organism in Eukaryota, Metazoa, Chordata, Aves, Coliiformes, Coliidae. Bases 94 to 447 code for a protein of 117 amino acids. The record is from RefSeq and is a predicted model, not a curated record.